AUGGCAGGAAAAUCCAGAGUAGCGCAACUUACGCGUACAGAGUUUGUCGAUGCGCAAGGCGCAUCUACUCCGGAUUUUUUUGUCAUCGGCUCCCUUCGAAGCGCAGUGAUCUAUCUUUCAUCCGUAUCGCUCAAGCGUGAGCAACAGAGCCUGACGUCGCCUUCGCUUUGCGGGAUGCUGUGCUGUGAUUUCUUGAACCCAGACUGA
Gongylonema pulchrum is the source of this 207-nucleotide messenger RNA. Lineage: Eukaryota; Metazoa; Nematoda; Chromadorea; Rhabditida; Gongylonematidae. The record is from the annotation of a GenBank genome assembly.